CACCCAACCGAUGUAGUAUUGAGAAGCAUGAGAACCCUCUCUCUAUGAAGAACUCUCAUUUCAACCCUAAUUUUCCAAAACCCUCCCUCAGCGCUAUUCGUCCAUCGGAGCCAUUACGCGUCGUCGCCGCUACGCGUUGUCGCCGCUGCCGCUGCUCGUCGCCGUUGCCGCUGCGCGUCGUCGUCCUUGCCGCUUCGCCCAAACCUGAAAAUUUCACUAUUCACUAUUUACCCAAAAUAAUAGCUCAUUACAAAUUUUAAUGAUUUUCUAUCUCUGUCUUGGAUUUUAAUUUAUACCUGCUACAUGAUUUAUGUUGAUUAUGCUUAUUUCUGCCCUCAUCAAGUGUUUUCUUCUGAAUGUAGGUUGGAGCGCAACACUGUGAAGAGGAAAAGGGUUUUUGCUACCUUAAAGGUUUUGGGGACAGUACUUGAGCAGUUGAGUAAAGAAAUUCCUGAUGAGGUUCAAGCAGCUGUUUCAGCUUUGAAGUAUUACAGUGGCUUGCCAGAGUUGCCUAGGGGCUAUUUCAUUCCUCCUACAAGGAAUGCUAACAUGUUCGAUUUUUUGCAGUGUACUUUUGGAUUUCAGGUCUAUAUACAGGGGUUUCCAUGUGUUGCCAAGUCAAAUUUGGUGUGAUUCUUUCAAUUGUACAGAAUUUAUUUUCGGGUUCUUGAACCAAGUUUUCUGUAUCUCUGUUAUGCGGUGAAACUAAAUUGUGAUAUUUAUUAGAGUAUGUUAGUGAUGGUGGGCUAAUCUUAGUAUAGGCUGAGCAUUUGUAUAUAUGACACUUUUACAGGACUUUUAUAGUCUCGUACAUUUAGUGAUGGAAUCAUGCCUAGGAAGGCAAGAGGUGACAUAUUGAAGGAGCCAAGAGGAGUUGGUUAGACAUGAAGGUGUGGGCCAGUCAAGGCCCAAUGGGCCCGAUGGGCCUGGGAAGGGCCAAGUUGAACUUUUCAUGGGCCAUAUUUUGUUAUAGCUAAUUUCAUAUGUUUUGUAUACAUGAUGUUAGUAUAGGUAUCAUAUAUUUUGGUCUUGUAUUUUGGACCACAUAGAAUAGCAUUUUAAGUUUUAGGCUAGUUAGGCCUAGUUUUGGGCUUCAUGGGCCUUUGGGCUUUUGGUACCCAAUAUUGGGCUCAUUUUCAUUCUUGUAAUUUUUCCUUUCCAUUGUAAUUGUUUGACCAAUGUAAUUAGGUCAUUAGAAUAGGAAAAUACAAGGAAUACUAAAGUAUGCUAAUUAGGUUAAACUAGGUUUAAUUUGGAAGCCAUUUAAGUUACAUUUGAGUCACAUGUUUUGCACCAUUGGUGGCUGAACAUGUGACACUCAAAUUAACCCUAAAUGACUCUCAAAUCAGACCUAAAUGCACCUUGGUACCUAAAUUUUCGGACUUACACAUGUGCACCAAAGUUUGAAUUCAAAUUUCAAAUUUGAAUUCAAACUUUAGGCGCCAAUUUGUGUAGCUUUGGUUUAGGUGCCUAUGUGCUUCAUUUCCGUGCAUACUUAAGUCCUCCCUUCACAUUUUUGUAUUCACUUUUGAGAAUAAUGAAAUUUGAGAGCUUAUUCAGCCAAA
Molecule: messenger RNA, 1565 nt
Organism: Cajanus cajan (pigeon pea)
Lineage: Eukaryota; Viridiplantae; Streptophyta; Magnoliopsida; Fabales; Fabaceae
Source: RefSeq, a predicted model, not a curated record